This is a messenger RNA of Ictalurus furcatus (blue catfish), 4042 nucleotides long. RefSeq lists its product as uncharacterized. The record is from RefSeq and is a predicted model, not a curated record. Bases 1204 to 3435 code for a protein of 743 amino acids. The transcript is spliced from 8 exons. Lineage: Eukaryota; Metazoa; Chordata; Actinopteri; Siluriformes; Ictaluridae.
UGCAGUAAUUCAAUUUCAAAUUACUCGAACUUUUUAUAUUAAUAUUUACUAGUGUCAGGUUUACAGGUACUAUGUGUAAUCGUGUAUUUAUUUAAAUUAUUAAUCAUUAUAAUGUUUUAUUUAAAUCUUAUAUAUUAAAUCAAUUUGAUAUAGUACGUAUUAUUUCUGCACAUUCGAGCUUGGAGAAACGCAGCUCGGUUGUGCUGUGCACUCCUUCUUGUAUGACGUGAAUGACAAUAAAGUUCACUUUGGCUUUGACUGUACUGGAGUCGACUGCAGCGGAAGCCAUUUUGAAUUUUUUAUUUUUUUUUAAAAAAGCUGAUGAGGUCUGCUUUGUUUUUUUUUGUAAUGCGGAACACUCGUCAGAGUUCCGUAUUCCGUUCCUCUGGGCCCCAGUCAGUUCGGUGCAGUUAGAUCCAUUCAGCCAUUUAGAGUCCACAGCGAGGGUCUCUCUCCAUUUACGGUGUGCUUUAGAACUUAGCGAAUUACAUCGAUUUAAUUUUUGCGGGUGGAUUCGAAAAUCUCCAACGUUUUCAACUUGACAUGCCGUCUUGUUUUUCAAGAAGGUAAUACCGUGGGUUUUUUUUUGUUUUUUUUUUAAACGUAGAAAAGUUUAAGAAAAGGGUCAGUGAAGUGUAGCGACAAACGCUAAGCUAUCUACAGCAGAUCUAACACAUUUCUUCGCUAAAAUGUGUUAAUUACGGACAUCCCGUAUCUAAUUAACAUUUCCGGUUGGAAUGAGUAAAAAAACAUAUAUAUAUAUAUCAGUUUACCCCAUGACUACAGUUUAAAGUUGAAGCUUUAUGUUAUAGUGUAUGGUGUAUAUGUGAGUGAGCUAAAACUAAAGACAGAACUAAAGAGAUCAACACAAUGACAGAUAAAACUCUCUGAUCACAGAAAACAGAUCAUUUACUCAUUCAAUAAGCAAAGAGACUCUAGACACCACUUUUUCUAGCAAAAAAACAGAAGAAGAAAUGUCAAGAGCGAACAGGCGGUGAGCUACACAGAUAGCUAAAGUUAGUUAGCAACACAGGGAAAGUCUGAAGCCUAGUAGUCGUUAUUUGAAAAGACAGAGUGUGACAGAAGUUUAGGAAGGUUGAAUUGAUGUUAACUGAAGCCCCCAGCAGUGAUCAGUUCGUCCUACAUUUCAGUACGGAAUAUAAAUAGAUCGGUGCUUCUCCUGUUAACAUCAGGCAACCAGUGAUGAGCGUCUCCAGGGACGUUUGGAGGAAUGUUAGGGUGUUUUUCAAGAGAAGUGAAUCUGACUUGACAACCAUGACUCCUGAACCUGACUCUGGUGUUACAAAGCCGAAGAAGAAACCGUGUCUGUCUCGCUUACGCCUGUCGAAGAUUUUCCGAAAGAAACCGAGGACAGGAAGUGAACCAGAUGAUUCAGAUGAAUCUGAAAGUCUGUCCGGGAAAUCACAGCGGAGGAGAGAAGUGUACCGUAUACCAUCACGGAGGCCUCUCCUCUUCAAAAAAAUGCGUCUCUGCUUUCCUCGGCGAAAAACAACCCGUUCCAGGAACAGUGCCUCUCCUUGCAACCAAGAAACGAUGAGCGUCUUCGGUUCAGCGCAGAGUAAUAAUAUGGUUGAAAGUGACAUGGCUUCUGGUUCAGAGUCAAUACCAUGGAAUGAAGACAUGAAUUCAACUUUGUCAAGUGCAAGUGAGGACUACGAGUACAUGAGGAACUGCAAUCUUCCUGUAAUCUCCCCUUUCGCUGUGAACCACUGUGCUCAUGCCAUUGUACUACGAGCACAGCGGGCACGCGGCUCGAAUCCUGCCGGAACGCUGAUGUCAGCGGCUAAGAGAAAACAAGUGGGGCAACUGGCAGAAUCCGUGCUUCAGAUUUUAUCCAAGAUGCCCGGACUUUGUCUAGCUGAUGGUGAGAACAUCCCCAAGCAGCUCCACCGUGUAUUCAUAGACAGGAUCUAUGAAGAGCUGCUGUCAAAAACGGGGACGCCGUUUGACCUCGUGAAGGCCUUUAAUGCUGGAGCUGAGCGGGUACAUCACGCCUUCGCUCAGUCCUUUCUGAAGGCAAUAGAAGAUGACGAUUUGGAGUCGAGCCUGUUUUGUCGACCAGACACGGACAGUCUCUGUGAUGAGAGUGAAAGUGACAGGACUGAUGCAGAUUCUGUUGAGACGAGCACAAGCACGGCCAUUUUACUGCUGCUGAAACUGCUGGCUAUCGGUUCUCCACACGCGCUUCCUCCUGAUGUCUCCCCUCAGGAACUGAUGAACAGAGUUCUUACUUCAUGCACUGAGGCUCUGAGUGGAUCUGUUGGAGAACAGAUUGAAGAACUCUAUCAGAAGAUUUUUGUUGAUCUUUGUGGACAAGUUAGUGUGGGGAGAUUAUUCCACAUGGCGUAUGCUUCCGAGGACUCGGGGUUUGACGAUGACGUCAUCGCUCCUCCGACGCCUUUGACUCCUCAGACUGAUGCCGAAGUUACAAAGUUGAAGAAGAAAACGCUGCUGUCUCGCUUCAUCGCGCCAAAGAGUUUCACAAAGGUUGAACGUGACAUGGCUUCUGCUUCAAUGAUGAUACAAUGGAGUGAAGCUGCAGACUCCAUUUCAACUUUGUCAAGUGCAAGCCAGGAAGAUGAGUCAGGAAGGAUCACAUGCAUCAGUAACCUCGAUCUUCCUAUAAUCUCUCCUUUCGCUGUGCACCACUGUGCUCACGCCAUUUUACUACGAGCACAGCGGGCAUGCGGCUCGAAUCCUGCCGGAACACUGAUGUUAGCGGCUAAGAGCAAACAAGUGGGGCAACUGGCAGAAUCCGUGCUUAAAGUUUUAUCCAGGAUGCCUGAACUUUGUGUGGCUGACGGUGAGGACAUCCCCAAGCAGCUCCACCGUGCAGUCAUAGACAGGAUCUAUGAAGAGCUGCUGUCAAAAACGGGGACUCCGUCUGACCUCGUGAAGGCCUUUACUGCUGGAGCUAAGUGGAUACAUCACGCCUUCGCUUAUUCCUUUCUGAAGGCAAUAGAAGAUGACGAUUUGGAGUCAUGUCUGCUUUAUCCGGAAAACUCGGACAGUCUCCGUGACGACAGGACUGAUGCAGUGUCUGCUCAGAAGAGCACAAGCAUGGCCAUAUUACUGCAACUGAACGUGCUGGCUAACGGUCCUCCACACGCGCUUCCUCCUGAUGUUUCCCCUCAGGAACUGAUGAACAGACUUCUAACUUUGUGCACCGAGGCUCUGAGUGGAUCUGUUGGAGAACAGAUUGAAGACCUCUCUCAGAAGGUUUUUCUUGAUCUUUGUGGACAAGUUAACGUAGAGAAGUUAUUCCACAUGGCAGACGAUUCUGAGGACUGGGGGUUUGACGAUGACGAUUUCGCUCCUCUGACCAACGAGCCUUCCAAUUACUCCAGUGACUCCGAAUCGAUAACUAUGGAACAGGAAAGCUGGGGAAGUGAGGAGAGCAGUCUCGGAGAGUAGUCUCGGAGAGUUACGUGCAGAAGAAUGACGAUACAGAACUGGAGGACGCCAAGGAGCUCCGGUCCAGCAAAGCGUCUCCUCGGGAGUGUGUACAUACGUUGUUUACUUUGUAUAUUUUGAACCCUUCUUCCUUUGUGUGAAAAUUUGAGUGCAUUAUUAUUCUUCAUAACAAAAUUAUUUUGCAAUUAUGUAUCUGACUGUGUGUUUUCUCUAGUAAAGCCGUUCCUACACUCCUGUUCAUAACGCCUUCGUCAGGAAAGAAUAUAAGUCUUGUAAUUCCUUUCAUUAAAUUAAAACUCCUCUCUUAUGUGAUUCAACUGAAAUAUUAAAGUCGAUCCUUUCGACUUAUAUUUCACUUCAUAAUACGCUAUUAUGAUUCUGCUUCCACCCCGUAACUUUCCAUAACUCCUCUAAUAUACUGUAUACACAUUCCAUUACGCUAAUGCAAACAUUGCAGCUACAGCAGAUAGCAAACAACAGGUCUUACUGCUAUGGAAAUACCACAAUCAGACAUAAAGCACACUGAAAUCAAGGGACGUUACACCUGAUUAGCAGUCACCGCCGGUCCUACUGCACUUGUGUAUCAUUUUUAAUAUCCGACUGCAAA